Molecule: messenger RNA, 1277 nt
Organism: Leguminivora glycinivorella
Lineage: Eukaryota; Metazoa; Arthropoda; Insecta; Lepidoptera; Tortricidae
Product: acetyl-CoA acetyltransferase, mitochondrial-like
Biological process (GO): fatty acid beta-oxidation
Molecular function (GO): acetyl-CoA C-acetyltransferase activity
Source: RefSeq, a predicted model, not a curated record
AAGUUCCAGUGAAUUCAUCUCUUCCUUUCGACAAUGGCGCCAAAUUUAAACGAAGUAGUGAUUGUAUCUGCGGUAAGGACGCCCAUUGGGUCCUUCAGAGGUAGUCUGACUCCAGUAUCAGCGACGCAAUUAGGUGCAAUUGCAGUUAAAGCGGCAGUGGAGAGGGCUGGCAUCCCCAAGGAGGAAAUAAAGGAGGUCAUCAUGGGUAAUGUCAUCUCCGCAAAUCUUGGACAGGCUCCAGCAAGACAGGCUGCCAUCUUUGGCGGACUCCCGCCUAGUACUAUCUGCACCACUAUCAACAAGGUGUGCUCAUCAGGCACCAAGGCUGUCAUGUUUGGCGUCCAAGCUCUAGAAACCGGUACUCAUGACGUCAUCCUUGCUGGAGGAAUGGAAUCUCUCUCAAACGUGCCUUUUUACUUGAAGAGAGGGGACACUACGUACGGCGGCUUGCAACUAGCGGAUGGAAUACUCCGCGACGGGUUUCAUGACGCCUACGCCGACCAGUUCCACAUGGGACACUGCGCUGAGCACACGGCCAAGACAAUGGGUAUCACUAGACAAGAACAAGAUGAAUAUGCAAUGGCAAGUUACAAGAAAAGCGCUACCGCUUGGGCUGCAAGGGCAUUCGACGAGGAGUUAGUUCCAGUACCAGUACCCCAGAAUAAAGGCGAAACUAGUCUAUUUUCUGAAGAUGAAGAGUACAAGAAGGUCAAUUUUGAGAAGUUUACCAAACUACCCACUGUAUUCCAAAAAGAAAAUGGGACGGUUACAGCUGGCAAUGCUUGUCCGCUGAACGAUGGUGCUGCUGCACUGGUUAUGAUGACACGGCAAGCAGCAGAGAGACUGAAGGUUACACCUCUUGCAAAAGUAGUCGGGUAUGCUGACGGCGAACGUGAUCCCGUAGACUUUUGUAUCGCACCUUCCGUAGCGAUCCCUAACUUGCUGAAAAAAACAGGCAUCGACAAAGAUGAUGUUGCACUUUGGGAGAUCAAUGAACCCUUUGCUGUUGUGGGGAUCGGUAACGCGAGAAUCCUAAACAUUGAUCCUGCUAAAAUUAAUGUGCACGGAGGGGCGCUGAGUCUUGGACACCCAAUUGGCUGCUCUGGCGCUCGCCUUGUGGCCCAUUUGUGCUAUGCGCUGAAAAAAGGUGAAGGAGUAGCUUGUGUAUGUAAUGGUGGAGGUGGAUCGUCAGCCAUGAUGAUUGAAAAGUUGUAACUUUGUAGGUUAUGUUGUAAUGGUUCAAAAAGAUGAGAUUAUAACGUUAUAAAUCAGACAAA